AUGUAUGGGGUGGCUCCGCCGAGGAGCUCCGAUUCGGGUGGCGUCGCCGCCGGUGAUGCGGAAUAUGUCCGGACUUACCAUACUUGGAAAGGCAGCAAUAUAUUUUUGCUUCAGGGGAGGUUCAUCUUUGGACCUGAUGCGAGAUCAAUAUUCCUGACGAUGUUCCUUAUUAUUGCUCCUGUUGCUGUUUUCUGUGUCUUUGUUGCCCAAAAACUGAUGGAUGCUUUUCCUGGCCACUGGGGCUUAUCAAUUCUCCUUAUAGUUGUGGUUUUUACAGUUUAUGAUGUGGUCCUUCUUUUGCUGACUUCAGGAAGAGAUCCUGGUAUAGUUCCACGUAAUAAGCAUCCUCCUGAGCCAGAAGGUUAUGAAGGCAGUAUGGACAGUGGUCAAUCUACACAACUGCGUCUUCCCCGUGUCAAAGACAUUGUUGUAAAUGGAAUCACGGUGAAGGUUAAAUAUUGUGAUACAUGCAUGCUGUACAGACCUCCACGAUGUUCACAUUGUUCCAUAUGUAAUAAUUGUGUGGAAAAAUUUGAUCAUCACUGUCCUUGGGUUGGCCAAUGCAUUGGAUUGCGGAAUUACCGGUUCUUUUUCAUGUUUGUCUUCUCGUCGACUCUUCUUUGCCUGUAUGUACAUGGUUUUUGCUGGGUUUACAUUCGGAAAAUAAUGGCCAGUGAGCACACUACAAUCUGGAAGGCAAUGAGUAAAACUCCAGCCUCCAUUGUACUCAUAGUUUACACAUUCGUAUCUGUUUGGUUCGUUGGGGGCCUCUCAGUGUUCCAUCUUUAUCUGAUCGGUACAAACCAGUCAACAUAUGAAAAUUUCAGAUAUAGAUAUGAUCAGCGAAGCAAUCCAUACAAUAGAGGAGUGGUUGAGAAUUUCAUGGAAGUUUUUUGCACUCGUGUUCCUCCUUCAAAGAACAAAUUCAGGGCAAAGGUGUUGCGAGACCCUGAGGUUCCAGCUCAAGCAUUCAGUGACGAUUUUUCAGUAUCUAAACUAAGGAAACCCAUGGGUGACAUAGAGAUGGGGCGAAAGCCAGUAUGGGAUGGAGAUGCGAGUGCGAUAAGUGACUUUGAAAGGGAAUAUAGCAAUAGUGAUAGCCAAGAGAAAGAUGCUGAGCUUCCAAUUGUAUCGCCCGAGCUAAGUAGGAUAACUCUUACUGAUGGUGCCGAGGGGAGGAGUAUUCUACACUCUAGGCGCUCUAGUUGGGCAAAGAAUAGAAGCCUGGAUAUGGCACCUGAACCUGGAAGCAGCUCCUCUCAGGUUCCAAAGGAGCCAGCGAUAUUCCAGCAAUGGCAUCACAACUUAGAUUCCAUUGCCUCUCCUGAAAUUGUUUCCAUGGCCUCCCGGUUUGGGGAGUUGGAUCAAUCUUCUCUUGGCGACCGAUUUAAAGAAGAGAAUCAGAAACGAUAA
Molecule: messenger RNA, 1413 nt
Organism: Oldenlandia corymbosa var. corymbosa
Lineage: Eukaryota; Viridiplantae; Streptophyta; Magnoliopsida; Gentianales; Rubiaceae
Source: the annotation of a GenBank genome assembly